CCUAUUUUAAGCUUUCUUUCUUUCCCCAUCCUACACCCGCCCUUUCGAUAUCACUGCUAUUAUGGCCACAACACCAAGAAGAGCAGCAACAUUCACGAACGGUGUCGAAGGGCAGCAGCAACAAUAUCCGUUUUAUGAAGAAGAAGAAGAAGAUAUUCGUACACCAGAACGAAACAAUAAUAACAGCUCUAGUAUUUUGGCAUCACCUUUGAGAGCGAUCGCCUCUCCAUUUUACCAGGCGGUUUGGAAUGCCAAGAAUACUGCCAUGAAAGACUGGAAGUCAUUUUAUGGGAACUUACAAGCAACAUUUUCGCCAAAAACAAGUGCGAAUCGUGUGCGAAAACAAACUCCUCUGACGACAGAGAACAUGAAAGCAAAAUUGAUGCAGCAGAAGAGUCAUAAACAGUACCAGCAGGAGCAGCAAACGAAUCAACGUGGUUUCUCAGACAAUGACGAAAGCGGCGUCACGAGGAACAGAAGCAGUAUGCUGAUGCAGACACGGAGAAAUGAUGAUAUUGAACAGGAUAUGCCAUCAAUAAACAGAGGCACUAGCGAUAACAGAUCAUCAUUAACACCACUUAUUGAGAGACAUACGAUACGCGAAGAUUUUCGAUCGAGAUACAAUCAUUAUACUAAUAGAAAUCCAUUUUAUCGCGAAUCCGUCAUUUCCGCUGCACCUAUGAGUACACCUUCAUUAAUUGGAGAUAACAAUGACUCUAUGUCCAUAACAGAUACACCUAGACUCACAAACAGUAGAAUGAAACAAAACUACAACGCUUUCGACAAUCUGGGCGACCUCACACCCGUUUCAAGCUUGAGUAGGCAGUUUAACCGUCAUCAAAUAGAUACAAGGAAUAGUAUUUUAUCACCUGAAAGACCUAAUUUAUCGACAUAUACACCAACUCGUAAUUACGCAAACAAUAAUCGCUUUCACACUAUCACUUCUUCCUUUAAUGAUACCAUGAACAAAUACUCUGACCGUAACGGACAAAUGUCAACUGCUGCCUUAGAAAAAAGAUUAAAUGAUGAAAGAGAAAGACUAGAUCGCCUGGAAAGCAGAGUGAUGAGGUUGAGAAGACAGUCUACUAUCUUGGCGGGAGACUUUAAUAAAAAGGAUAGUCUUCUUUGCAACAAAGGCCAAUUGGAUGACAGAGAAAAACUCAUAGCAGCAACGGCAUCUGCCACACCAUUAACAAGGGACAAUAUUAUAAACUCAUUGAACCGAAACGAUUACUCAACCCCUCUUAGACACCACUCUCAAAAGUGCCAAAGACCAGAUACCAGUUUUAAGCAGCAACAAGAACCACAAAAUGGAAUGAUGAAUACCCCUCCACAGUCUCUUGAAUAUGUUCCUAAAUAUAAACAUACUACGUCCUCUUCCUUCAUUAGAAGACCGAGUAACGUCUCUUCCAAUCAUACCAACAAUAAUGAUAUUAACCCUUAUACACCAGAUUCAACCAACCGCAUUCUUUCUCCACGAACAUCAGCAAACCGCCAAAAUGUGAGCUCUCAGCUUGGCAGUACAAAAUUACGGUCUACAGAGACCAUCAACACACCUGGUGACAGCCGCAUCUCCAACCGUUUUUGGAAAGAAAUCCAUGGCUUGAAUGAAAAGAGAGAAUCUACAUCGCCUUUAAGAUUGAAUACACGUGCCUCCAUCUGGGCGAAACGCGCAAACCUGCUGCGACAAGAAAGUGAAGAAGAGGACGAAGAGCAAGUAACCACGGGAAGCCGAAGAAUGAUAAGAAGCCCAACUGUUAUUUCCAAAAACAGCUGGUCUGACACUAAUGUUCUCAGUCGCGAUGACGAUAUGGAUGUAAAUAAUACAAAUAGCUUCAAUACAAAGCUUUUCGAAAUUGCCAGACAAGAAAGGAAAAGAAAAGGCAAAGGCAAAAGCACUGGCACAGACAUUCCUGAUGAUGGAUAUACCAGAAUAGCUGACCAUAAGAAUUACAAUCAUUCUGACAGUUUGAGGGAUAGUCUUGCACGCACUUCUACUUUAACGAAAAGAUGGUUUUUGGAGGAUGAAGAAGACGAAGAAGAGGGAACAGAGGAAACACCAGAGAAAGAUAGAGGUAAACAGAAGAGAGCUAGUGUGGAUGAUGCCAUGUCCAUGAAUGCCGAGACGUCAGUCCUAUCUCGUCCCCCUCUAACUUCCUCAUUAAGACAGCAGCAACAACAAGGAAGACAACAACGAUCAACUGUUCAAUUAUCUAAAAAACGUCGUAUGGAUAAUCCUGUAGGCAUUGACAGCAACGACUUGUUCAACAAUCCUAUGUUCAAAGCAGCUCAGGAAAACAUGAAAGCGUAUGAAAAAGUAUCUACUGGUACAAAUACAGCUAUUCAUAAUACUAAUUUCCGAAGUUGUGUCAUCUCAACUGCGGCAGCUACACCUACAAGAUCGGCCAAUCCUAUCCAUCUUAAGGACAGCAUUUCUCUCGGUAAAGACGACCGAGAUGAGCAAGAUGAGCAAGAUGAGGAUGGUCACCAUUACUCAGAUACACCAGCUAGAAGAAAACAAAGGACCCAUUAUAACGUACCUGAUAAUCUCAACGCGACACCUUUAUCAGACGAACUUGAGUUAGCAAAAAAACGCGAUGAAGCAAUCCGUAAGAGGAAUAAUAUACCGCAAAUUAAUCCAAACAUGCUUGCUGAAUUGAAAGCAAAACAUAGAGAUAGGUUAAUUGAUGAUUCUGAUUCCUAUAAGUUUGCAUAGUCUCGCAAAUAUAUAUAUUUAAAACUAUAACAGUACUUAAUAGUAGUAGUAGUAGUAAUAGCAGUAGUAAC
Messenger RNA from Mycotypha africana, 2787 nucleotides. RefSeq lists its product as uncharacterized. The transcript has 5 exons. Lineage: Eukaryota; Fungi; Mucoromycota; Mucoromycetes; Mucorales; Mycotyphaceae. Bases 62 to 2716 code for a protein of 884 amino acids. The record is from RefSeq and is a predicted model, not a curated record.